GCGCGGGUUGCUGGGUGACUGGGCUCGGCGCGCCCGGCCGGGCUCGCUCCGGGACAAUAGGCGGCAGCGUCAUGGCGGUGCGGCCUGGCCGGAUCCAGCCCCGGCUGCUGCUGCUCCUCGUGGCACAGGUGUACUGUGAAUAUGGCAUGGUACAUGUUCUGUCAGAAAAGGGGAGCAGUAAAGGGAAGGACUACUGUAUCCUUUUCAACUCUCAGUGGGCCCAUUUACCACAUGACCUUGGCAAAGCUUCCCUUUUGCAGCUUCAGGAUCAGACAACAUCUGUCUUGUGUUCUCCUUCUGAUGUGCCUGAUGGGGGAUUUAAUAACAGAAUCCCCAUGGUGAUGCGGGGAAACUGCACCUUCUAUGAAAAAGUGAGGCUUGCUCAGAUCAAUGGAGCUCGUGGCUUGCUGAUAGUUAGCAGAGAGAGACUGGUUCCUCCAGGAGGUAAUCGGAGUCAGUAUGAAGAGAUUGAUAUUCCUGUGGCCCUUCUCAGCUACAAUGACAUGUUAGAUAUUGGCAAGAGUUUUAGCAGAUCAGUGAAGGUGGCAAUGUAUGCACCAAAUGAACCUGUGCUUGAUUACAACAUGGUGAUUAUUUUUGUAAUGGCAGUGGGCACUGUUGCAAUUGGAGGCUAUUGGGCAGGAAGCAGGGAUGUGAAAAAGCGAUAUAUGAAGCACAAACGUGAUGAUGGGGCAGAGAAACAUGAAGAUGAAACUGUUGAUGUCACUCCGAUCAUGAUCUGUGUAUUUGUGGUGAUGUGCUGCUCAAUGCUCGUCCUUCUUUAUUUCUUCUAUGACCAAUUAGUUUAUGUUAUCAUAGGUAUUUUUUGCCUGGCCGCUUCCAUUGGUCUCUACAGUUGCCUGUCUCCUUUUGUAAGAAGAUUCCCAUUGGGAAAAUGCAGAAUCCCAGAAAACAACUUGCCAUAUUUUCACAAGCGUCCACAAGUCCGGAUGUUGUUUCUAGCAGCAUUCUGUAUCUCUGUCAGUGUGCUCUGGGGAGUCUUCAGAAAUGAAGAUCAGUGGGCCUGGGUCCUGCAAGAUGCUCUAGGAAUUGCCUUCUGUCUUUACAUGUUGAAAACAAUCCGCCUACCUACAUUCAAGGGCUGCACCUUACUCCUGAUGGUUCUUUUUAUAUAUGAUGUGUUCUUUGUAUUUAUCACGCCUUUCCUGACAAAGACUGGGGAGAGUAUAAUGGUAGAAGUGGCUGCAGGCCCAUCUGAUUCUGCUACUCAUGAAAAGCUCCCAAUGGUCCUGAAAGUUCCAAGACUGAACUCCUCACCCUUGGCUCUUUGUGAUAGGCCUUUCUCACUCCUAGGAUUUGGAGACAUCUUAGUUCCAGGCUUACUGGUAGCUUACUGCCAUAGAUUUGAUAUCCAGGUGCAAUCCUCCAGAGUCUAUUUUGUAGCCUGUACUAUAGCGUAUGGCAUUGGCCUUCUGGUGACUUUUGUAGCCUUGGCAUUGAUGCAGAUGGGUCAGCCAGCUCUCCUCUACUUGGUACCCUGUACUCUUAUCACUAGCUUUGCUGUUGCUCUUUGGCGAAAGGAGCUUACAAUGUUCUGGACAGGCAGCGGCUUUGCGAAAGACCUACCUCAUCCUCCUUUGGUGCUGGCUCCCGUCAGCUGUCCUGAACCCCCCAAAGAUGUAAAUGCACCAGCAUCUCAACAAGAAGCAGAACAAAUGACCAACCCCACACUUCAUGCAAAGGACCAAAGUAAUGCUACCCUGAGUGUAGAGGAGGCCCAGAACCCCUCCCCAAAUACUGGGGAGCUGACUGGUCCCAGCACACAACUAGAACAACCAAAAAACUCCAGCUCACAUAUAGAAGAAUCAGCUAAUCAAAACAAGGACAACUGUGAAAGCAGAAGUGUCAAAGUAGAAAAGAACCAGUUGGACUAGAGGAUGUAAUAGGAAACACUCUUUCCCCUCCCCCAAUUUUUCUGCAUAAAACCAGUAAGUAAUUAGACUGGUUCUGUAGUGGUCAUACUCACUGAAGAACCUCACUGGGAAUCUGAUCAUCAAAUUCAAGAAUACGCUGCCUCCAACUUCAGAUACAGCUGUGCACUUCAAACACCUUUCUGAAAUAUGGUGCUUUACCAAGGUUCUGAUGUAUGAAUUUUAGUGAUCAUUUUAUUAGUGGAUGCCUUUUACCUGUUCCUAUUUCAUUAUACCAGGAUAACAGUAAGAACUUUUAUGUAUAUGGCACUCUGCGCUUGUGUGGCUGUGGUGCUGCUUUAACAUAGUGUAGAUUAAUAUGGAAGAAAAGCAUUGGACAAAUCUGCUACAAUGCAAUGCUGAGAGGAAAUAGAGUAGUUUUAGCACUUUCCCUUCUGAGACUAUUUUCUACUUGUAAAAGCCAUUGAUGCAAGUGAAUGGUUUAGUAUAAAUUUAUGCUCCAGCAAUGCUAAGAACUGACUAAAUUAUGAGCCUUCUGAAAGGAUUUAUAUUACCAUGGUCAUUAAAUUCAUCUCUUAACUUUUUGUUUGUUUGUUUUACUCCUAGGUAUUGGGUUGGAUUAUAGUCUAGCUCAGUGGUGCUCACAUUUUUGACCCCAUGGACCAGAUGAAUGGCAUGGAACCAGUCCAUGGACCGGGUUGGGUCUGCACCGCCUCCAUGCACUGGGACCAGGCUCUGGGGCCCACGCCACUCCGACCAGGCUGGAGCCCUAUCCCAGUGUACAGGGGGCAGCACAGAGCCUGAUCCAGCCUGUGGGCCAUCCAGCCGAUACUGGGCUCUGUGCUACUAUAGCCCAGCCCUGCAUACACCAGUGUCAGGCCCUGUACCACACUGGACACCCAAUCUAACGCACAGGGCUCCCCACAGGAUCCAGUUGGGAGCCCCGCAGGCUGAAUUACAAAGUGCUGGUACUGGAUCCGGCCCAUGGCCUGGGGAUUGAGCACCCUUGAUCUAGAUUAAAAGGCAGGAUGAAUGGAUCUGCCAGAAGCAUCAUAAACAUUCCUAUGAAUUCUGUGGCUGUCUUUGAAAAAGUAUUGAUUGAUUUGACUUUCCAGAGUCUGACACAAUAGAUACGCUCAUUAUGUAUGCUGGUUUAAAAAGAGAGCCCCCUAUUUGUCACACAGAUCAGGAAAUAGCAUUAAUUAGUGGUUACAGAAUUGUCUCUUGGGAAAUUUUAAAGACAAACUGAUAUGAGAAAUUCAGCUGUUUUCUUUGAGCCUCUACUUACACUUGUUAUGAAUAUAGGUUUGAUUUCUAAUGUUAAAGAAAAUAGUUUGAUGUUCUCUUUUUCAAAGGAGCAUGUGUGGUUUAACAGUUAGUUUGUUUGUAUAUAUUGCUUGGAUUUAAGAACCAGUUACAAUUUUGUAACUGGUCAUCCAGCUCAAGCCAUAUUUUGUCUUUAUCCCAGGUAUGACACAAGUGUGAUCUGCAAGGUUCUAAAAUGAGGCAGUGACCAUCUUGACUUGUCCUUGUGCUGGAGAGUGAAGGUCCUACCUUGCAAUGUCAGGGUUGCAUCUCCAGAAUGAAGAUGAGGGAAACUACAGUCUGUUCAGUUUUAACAUAAUUAGGCACAGUUGUUCUUAGCAAGCUGCCAGUAUAGCUUGAAAUAUCCCAAAGGUGGACAUUUCUUAAUUUCUGAUUAAUUUCCUUAGAUAUUAAUAGUGCAUGUGUAGAGGGACAGUUUAGUCAAAUUAACAUUAGUUUAUAUAAAAUCAAUUUUGUUUGAGAGAGUACUGAAUCAAGGCAAUUUAAUUUAUUUUAAGACAUUAAAUUCUGUUUUGAACUUUAUACAUUCCAGUCCAUUAAAAACAAUAUCCUGAAAAUAAAAUGUGAUUCGCUAACUCAAGUGGCAAAGGCAUCCCUCUGCCACUCAUAAAUACUACCCUUCUGAGCAAAGGUAUCUUGCACAGCAGUGUGGCACUUUGAAGAGUAUAAUCUCAGUAUUAAUAUACAGAGAAAUGCAUUUACAUUAAGAAGCUUCCACUGGUUUGUUGGGUCAAAUUCUGAAAGACUUUCCUUCAGUAUCUGUGGACACAGAUCCCAUGUCAACUCUGACUGAGCUUUCUAAAAGUUUGCAUCGUAUCUUUUGUACUGUAAAUUUGUUUGCUUUCUCUCUCUCACUUCAUGUUAGGUGGACACUAUUUUUUUGCAGGAUAAUGAAAGCCUAUUAUUAAAAUUACAUUUUGGGGUCAGCGGUUUACCAGUUUCUGCAUAUGCCUGGGGGUCCUUAACCUGGGCCUUAUCUACCAAGUUGAGUGAACUCCGGGUAAAAUGAUAGUGAGUUUCUUUAAAAGUUUCCUGUAUUCUGGAGCCUGUGAUAUAUUUAGUCUGCUUUUCAAAUGAACCAAAUGCAACAUAAUGAAUAAUUUUCCCAUAUUAUUUUCCCUUCUCCUGUUUGGUCUAUGUUACAAUUUGUGGCACUUCAUCACUGGGAAUUACCUGUACUGUCACCUUUUAGAGAACUUUAAAGGCACUUGGAGCACUGCAAAUGUGUUGUCUGUCCAUACCCUGAGACUAAUCUGAACCAGACUUUAGGUACGCAGAACAUUAGAGAAGCUUCUGUUGGACACUUCAACCAGUUCUAUUAUGCCUUAAUGUAAGCCAUUUUAUAAAUAUAUUAUAAAUUAUAAAUAUGUUAAACAUUUAUAGAAGAAAAACUAUCUUUAAAUAAACUUGACAAAUGCCAGCGAAAUG
This is a messenger RNA of Gavialis gangeticus (Gharial), 4646 nucleotides long. It is a transcript of the gene SPPL2B, whose product is annotated as signal peptide peptidase like 2B. Gene Ontology annotation, molecular function: aspartic endopeptidase activity, intramembrane cleaving. The transcript has 15 exons. The record is from RefSeq and is a predicted model, not a curated record. Gene Ontology annotation, biological process: membrane protein proteolysis. Lineage: Eukaryota; Metazoa; Chordata; Crocodylia; Gavialidae. Bases 72 to 1895 code for a protein of 607 amino acids. Gene Ontology annotation, cellular component: lysosomal membrane; cytoplasmic side of endoplasmic reticulum membrane; Golgi-associated vesicle membrane.